Caenorhabditis angaria is the source of this 661-nucleotide messenger RNA. NCBI's taxonomy places the organism in Eukaryota, Metazoa, Nematoda, Chromadorea, Rhabditida, Rhabditidae. The record is from the annotation of a GenBank genome assembly.
AUGGAACAAUUUAUGAGUGUUUGGAGAAAUUAUAUGAAAAAUUAUAUGAGUUCAGAAACACUGGAAAAUGCCGAGCUGUUACCAAAAAUAAUGCAAAUGGAAAACUUUCAACGAUGGAAUGAUGAUUUGACACUUCCCCAAGUUUUGUGCCACGGCGAUUUUACUCCACCAAAUAUUAUGUUUGAAAAGGAUACGAGAACAUUCAAAUCAAUUUGUGAUUAUCAGGUAUGGACCAUAUUUUUUAAAAUGAGUUUUAAUAAACUUAUUUAGACAUCAAAUAUUGGAAAUGGAAUGCAAGAUUUAGCAAGACUUCUCGCAACUUCUUUGAGCGGCCAAAAUCGUCGAAAACACACUGAAAAUCUUCUGAAAGUAUAUCACGAAGAAAUUCAAAAACAUAUCAGCUAUCAGAUUGAUUUCGAGAAAAUAAUUGAAAGUUAUGAAAUAUUUUUUGUUCUUCAUUCAGCGGUUUGUUGUAGCACAUCACCUGGUUCAAUUCUCCGAAGAUUAAAUGAGUCAACUGAUGAACAAUUUAAACAACAGGUUGGUAAUAUGUACUUUCAGAGGAAAAAAAUUCAUUUAUUUUCAGAUAAGUGACGUAAUGUGGGAAAAAUAUACAUUAUUAUUGGAAGAUAUGGCAAUCUAUUGGAAUUAUCAUUUUUGA